UUCCAUAGCGCGUCUCUAUCGAAAUCGUUCAUCAUUACUACAGUCGUCGUUAUUGGAGUGUGUUAUCGUGAUUUUGGAAAUUUUGAUAUGUUUUGUAUAGUUGUGUUUGGCUUCGCUCAAAUAAAUGUUCUUAACCAUUCUGAUGUUAACUUUUUUCCUUUUUCUAUUUGCAG
Messenger RNA from Racocetra persica, 173 nucleotides. NCBI's taxonomy places the organism in Eukaryota, Fungi, Glomeromycota, Glomeromycetes, Diversisporales, Gigasporaceae. The record is from the annotation of a GenBank genome assembly.